This is a messenger RNA of Kockovaella imperatae, 273 nucleotides long. Its product is annotated as ubiquitin-related domain-containing protein. Gene Ontology annotation, molecular function: protein tag activity. Gene Ontology annotation, cellular component: cytoplasm; nucleus. Gene Ontology annotation, biological process: mRNA splicing, via spliceosome; protein modification process. Bases 1 to 273 code for a protein of 90 amino acids. The transcript is spliced from 2 exons. The record is from RefSeq and is a predicted model, not a curated record. Lineage: Eukaryota; Fungi; Basidiomycota; Tremellomycetes; Tremellales; Cuniculitremaceae.
AUGAUAGAAGUGAUUGCCAACGACAGGAUGGGCAGAAAAGUCCGCGUCAAAUGCCUGCCCACCGACACAGUUGGCGACUUGAAGAAGCUCAUCGCGGCGCAGACUGGUACGACAGCGCAAAAGAUUCAGCUGAAGAAAUGGCAAGUGCAUCCAGCGCGAUGGAGACUAACGCGUCGCAGGUACACAUCAUUCAAGGAUCACGUCUCGCUGAGAGACUACGAAAUCAACGACGGAAUGGUGAGACGCCUGGAAACCCCGCUCGAGCUCUACUGA